Messenger RNA from Achroia grisella, 5230 nucleotides. It is a transcript of the gene pds5, whose product is annotated as sister chromatid cohesion protein PDS5 homolog B-B. Lineage: Eukaryota; Metazoa; Arthropoda; Insecta; Lepidoptera; Pyralidae. Bases 218 to 3802 code for a protein of 1194 amino acids. Gene Ontology annotation, cellular component: nucleus; chromatin. Gene Ontology annotation, biological process: mitotic sister chromatid cohesion; DNA repair. The record is from RefSeq and is a predicted model, not a curated record. The transcript has 19 exons.
UUUGGCGUCCACACGACAGAAAAAAUAUUACAGGAAAUUUCUAUGUAUUUAGAUCAAUAGGACAUUUAUCUAAACGUAUGAUAAAUAAGCCAGUGAUUUUUGAUGCUGUGAUUAUGUUACGCAUUUGAUUGUUUUGUUUGAUUUUGUGUGCUGUGGUAAUUUUUGUAAACAUCGGGACAGGAACACAGGCCCACGUCUAUGACUUCUUAUUGGCAGCAUGGCGGAAAUAGUGUACCCGCAAGGCUGCCGCCCCAUCACCGAUGACCUUGGACCUGAUGAAUUGGUCCGGAGACUCAAGGUUCUGGCCCACACGCUUCAAGGUCUGGGCCAGGAUGAGGGUAUGUACCAGCAGUACAUCCCGCUGGCGAUACACUUGGCCGAUGAAUUCUUUCUCACGCAUCCGUCGCGGGAUGUACAACUGCUGAUCGCAUGUUGUAUCGCGGAUGUUCUCAGAGUGUACGCGCCAGAAGCACCUUAUAAGGACCAGGAACAGGUGAAAACAAUAUUUCUGUUCCUGAUCAACCAGUUGCAAGGCCUCCGGGACCCGAAGGACCCGGCGUUCAAGCGAUACUUCUAUUUACUAGAGAACCUGGCGUAUGUCAAAUCGUUCAACAUGUGCUUCGAGCUUGAAGAUUGUCAAGAAAUAUUCUGCGCUCUCUUUUCAUUGAUGUUUAAAAUAGUCAAUACGGAGCAUUCCUCCAAAGUCAAGUCAUUCAUGCUGGAUGUACUCUGCCCACUGAUCACCGAGUCUGACGUGGUAUCCAAUGAGUUGCUGAAUGUGAUGCUCAUAAAUUUGAUCGAGCCGACAAAGAGAGAGCACAAACAUGCGUAUGGUCUCGCGAAAGAACUCAUAAUAAAGACUAGUGAGACUUUAGAACCAUAUAUACAAGCGUUCUUUAACCAUGUCCUGAUUCUCGGCAAAGAAGAUAAGGAACUACUCAUAUUCUCCAAAGUUUAUGAACUGAUAUACGAAUUAUACCAAUGCUGUCCUUCAUUACUAUUGGCUGUGCUACCACAACUAGAGUGCAAGUUAAAAUCAGCGCAGUUCCAUGAAAGACUCAGCGGCGUCGCUUUGCUUGCUAGAAUGUUCUCCGAACCCGGUUCAGAACUAGCGAAACAAUAUCCAGCACUAUGGAGAGCAUUUUUAGGUCGAUUUAACGAUAUAUCAGUACCUAUUAGAAUAAAAUGCGUUCAAUACUGUAUGCAUUUUCUUGUACACCACCCGGAUUUGAGAAAAGAUAUCACAGAAACAUUAAAACUUAGGCAACACGAUGCUCACGAGCAAGUUCGUUACGAGGUCGUUAUGGCUAUAAUCGCUACGGCCCAGAGGGAUUUCCAAGCUGUCGCCGAAUCUGAGGAUCUCCUACAUUUCGUUAGGGAAAGAACGUUGGACAAGAAGUUUAAAAUACGAAAAGAAGCUAUGUCUGGGCUUGCAAUGAUAUACAAAAAGUUCCUAACAGAAGACAGCGUACCUCCCGCCACGGAGAAGGCCGUGCAGUGGAUUAAAGAUAAAAUUCUCCACGGCUACUACAUGACCGCUCUAGAGGACAGACUGUUAGUUGAGAGACUUCUCAAUACGUCGCUAGUUCCGUACACUCUGCCUGCGCCAGUCAGAAUGCAAAAGCUGUACUACUUAAUGUCAAAUGUCGAUGAUAAUGCAACCAAAGCAUUCAUUGAGUUACAAAAACAUCAGCUGGCAGUACGACGUACGGUGGCCGAAUGGAUUGAUUUACAUAGAAAACCGCAGACACCGGCCGUGCAAAAGGAAUUGAUAUCUAAAGUUCUGCACAUAAGCUCCAAAUUUCUCCCUGAGUCGGUGAAGGCACAAGAAUUUCUGAAUAAAUUUUCAGUUCACAUGAAACAAGCUCCUGAAUUGUUGCAAGGCAUGGAAACUAUUUUAAAUCCAAAUGUUAGCUGUGAAGUUUGUGUACGCACAACUUCGAACGUGUUAAAGAAGCUGGGACAGCCGGUGAUGACCAAUCUCUACUACAAUACAGUGAAGAUGUUGCUGGAACGCGUCAGCUCGGUGAUGAUCGAUCAUGAUUCGUUGCUGAUACUCGUGGGCUAUGUGGAGGGCGCUGUAAAAGGAACAGAUCCGUCCAUCGCCGAAGAGUGUGGCAUAGAACUAAAGAAGUGCGCAGAGAGGGGUCUCAAGUUACUGGUGAUGCUGUCGUUCGUGUUCCCCGCGCACUUCCUCCACGAGGAUGUUCUGAACAGGCUCACGUCGCUGCUGGAGUUGGACGACGAGGCCGUCGCACCGCAUAUACUCGCCGCACUCACGUUCCUCGGGAAGUACCGCCCUCUCGGAGAGGCGUGUCCUUCUUUAUUCCCAAAACUGAUCGUACUCUGCAAGGCAUAUGCUGAAGUUGGCACUCCAAAGCAAGCUAAGAAUGCUGUCAGGUGUCUAUUCGUGAAUGUUCCCGAGCAGCGCACGCAGAUCUUCACGGAGAUAUUGGAGACGCUAAAAACAACGUUGAGUCCACAUUCGGAACACUACCGCACUGCUAUAGUCACACUUGGUCACAUCGCUCAUAAUCUGCCAGACAAUUUCCCUGUUCACAUCAAAAAUAUUGUCUCCAGGAAGAUAGUGAAAGAACUAUUGGUCCGCGAAGGCGGUGGUGGUCCAAACGCCCCCGGUGACGAUUGGUGCAGUGAGGACGAGUUACCUGAGGAGACUCGUUGCAAGCUGGAAGGACUCAAGUGUAUGGCGCGGUGGUUACUCGGACUGAAGAAAGAUGAAUUGUCAGCACAGAAGACGUUCAGGAUGCUAAACGCGUUCAUUGUACACAAAGGAGAUUUAUUACAGGUGAACAGUCAAAACCAGUUGUCUAAAGCGGAGAUGGCUCACCUGCGGCUGGCGGCGGGAGCGGCCAUGCUCAAGAUCUGCGAACAGAAGGGCGUCGGCGAUCAGUUCACGGCCGAGCAGUUCUAUAAUCUUUCACACCUCAUGAUUGAUAACGUCCCACAAGUGAGAGAAACGUUUGCAGCGAAAUUACACAAAGGACUAUCAAAGGGUAUACCGAACAAGUGUUUACCACUGGACUUCAUGGGGAUGUACGCGCUGGCCGGCCGGGAGCCCGACCGCCGCGUGCGAUCGAUCGUGCGACAGUACAUGAUGGCCGAUGUCGUGCGACGUCGCGAGUACGUGCGGAACAUCACCGUCGGCACUAAAGUGGAGCGCGCGGUGAGCCAGCUGCCUCACAUCCUGCCGGACUACAUGCUGGUGUUCGCGGUGCCCGUGCUCACACACGACCCCGCCUUCACCAACUUCGACAACGUCGCGCAGCUCAAGACGGUGAAGCAGUGUCUAUGGUUUAUCCUGGAGCCACUGAUCACACGUAACGACUUCUACUGCUAUGGGUUCUACAAGAGUCUCGUGGAGCGUAUGAAGAACCACAAGGACGCGCUCAAUGAAUCAGAUGACGCUGUUAAUUACAAACUAUGGGCGGUGUGCGACCUGGCCAUGUCCGUGAUCUGGGCGCGAUCGCAGAGCUUCGAGUUGCGCGACUUCCCGUCGGACGCGCGCAUUCCCAGCAUGUACUUCGCGCCGCAAUCAGACUACUUCGUCAACACGCGCGUGUUCCUACCGCCAGAGUUACAGUUCCAACCUAAACGACAGGCGUCGAAUCCAGACGUCAAUGCUCGCGGCAAAAAGCGGCCCCGACCCUUGGUGGACGAAGCAUUUGCAAACGACGUUGAGCCAUCAGAAGCGUCCGACACACAAAUCCAACUGCCAGGACUUGAGCAACCUCCCGAAACUGACUUAGAGGAGCCGGCCAACAAACGCACCAUCAGCGAAUGAGCCCCUCACCACGCAAUGGCAGGUUCUAAACUGUCGCACGAUGUAGACUUCACUGUCGCACGAUUUACUGUCGCGAAUAUGUUUUCAACAAUCUUUUUUAAUGUUUUAGUUGUCUCAUAAUAAAUCCUAAUCAAAUUUAAUUGUAAAAUAUUGAUUCUAUAUUGUAAUGACGUUUUAUUAUUUUAUUUAUAAACAAGUCAUGUGGGUUGUCAUCGUAAAGUUUUCCACGUAUGAUGUCUAUUAAGAUAAUUGUAUAGGUUGAAAAUUAUUUUUCCUACUGACACGGUUUUCAACCUUGUUUUAGGGUAAUUAAAGUGUAUUUUACUCUAAAGCAAAUUAUAUAAUAAAUUUCGAUGUCUGCGACAAAAAGCGACUAUUAUUGAUUCCAAAUUGAUAGUUUCGUCUACAACGUACGACUUUCAAUUAAAAUUGUCCCGUUCUGGAGCAACCAGAUCCCAGUCAGGUAAUCAUACGCUUAAAACAUUAAAGACUGGUUACUAUACUAUCCAAAACUGACACCUAAAUAUAUUAAUUGUAAGGUUUAAAAUCCUGGGUUACGUUUAGUAACUACAAUUAUGUGGUGUGCAUUAUAUCCGGAUUCAUUAUGUUCAUUUAUAGUGAUAUACAUUAUAAUUACACAUUUUUCGAACAAGGAGUCUGAACACUAAUGUUAGUUUUAUGUAUCAAGAAUAAAACUAAUACGACAAAAGUUGUAUUUAUAAAUAAUAUAAGAUAUGUAAAUGAGAAUAAAAUGCGCUAUUCCAGUUAAAGUUGACCGUGUCAUAGUUAUGAUGCCAAGUCACGGAUCCCGCUAACUUUAUUUAAAAUUUACUGGGCUUUGUAUUUUUUUAAUCAAUGACAAUUAUAAAAUUUCAUAGAAAAAUACCGUAUGAUAAAAAUCUUUUUUCAAAUAGUAUAUAGUAAUAAAAAAGAUCGUGUAAAAGCAAUCAUGACAGUUAAUAAUGAAAAGUGUAUUUUUCUUUGAAAUCUACAAGCACUAAAAUUAGAUAUAUUUGAACCCAAGAUCACAUCAUUCUAAAGUGUGUUUACUUGGUUCCAUACACAGCAUCAAUUUAACAUUUUAAUAUGAUAAUGUUAGUGGGCCGUGAGAUAAUGUGCUACUAAUAUGUCUAGUGUAAUAUUAAUUUUACAAUAACAUUUUUGUGAUUCAUUUUAGUUUCGGUAUAUCAAAAGAUUCUAUAAUAUGCAACUGUACUUUUAAAACAAGCACGAGCAGAAAUAGCUUAUAUAUAAGUACAGCUCAUUUUAUUUAUUAAUUUAAUCAUACACUGCUAUAUUUAUAAAUUUCAACUUUAGUUCUUUGUGCUUUAAAAUUACAUAAAUAUUAAAUGACAAAAAAAGAAUGUAUGCUGGGACACAAAGUAGAAAUGAAACUUCAACGGAAAAGUCUCUUCCCUUCACAACACG